AUACAGGAAAUAAAAUCUGUUUAUUCUGACUAAGCUAUGCUGUUAUAUAUAUAACAGGAUAUGGAAUGCUUCUUUCAGUAUACUGCAUUAGCUAUAUGGACUUUACAAUAAACUAACAGACUGCUUCACUGCUUAAAGUCGAGCCAUAGUGAUCGACCGAUACUAUUAUAGCUGCGAGUAAUAUAAUGUUGUUGUUCCUGCUAGUGCUACUGGUACCCUCCUCAAUGGGACAGAACUGUUCAGAGCGAUGCUGUUACUGGUAUAAGCAAGUAUCCCGCAACUAUAGUGACUGCCAUGUGUCAUACAAUGGAACUGCUGUCUUAACAUGUGAAGUAUAUGCUCCACGCGAUAGUAGCAACAAUUCAUUGGCAACAGUAAAAUGGUACAGAAACAACGGAUCUGUGAUCGAGAAUGUCACUGAUAGAUAUGAAAAUUCUAAAACGUCAACUAAAAAUGAAUUUAAUUCGUCUAACACUUCAAUGAAUGGACUCUUUGAAGACAGAUAUCAACUAAUUAUUAAUAACAUAAAUUCCUCAGACAGUGGUGUUUACUGGUGUCAACUUUCAGCUGACGGGUUUUGCUUCAUCCCAUCAGCGUAUGUGAAUAUUACCGUCAAUACAAGCUCUGGUUAUUCAGAAUAUAAUUAUCAGCAAAGUCCAGUUUGCGCAGUAGACAAUUCUUCAUCUUGUCAAGUAAUACCAACCUCUUCAAUAAAUACCGUGUCAUCAACCACACUACCAGUGUCUACUCCGCCAGCAACACCCACUCAACCAGAACUAUGUCGUGGUAAGCUAGAAUUAACAAACUUAGGAUUUGUAGCCUGUCUUGGAGUGACAGUACCAGCUGCGGGAUUCACACUCAUACUGAUGGUCAUUCUGAUCUGCUGUGCUGGAAUCUGUAUAUGCUGGAGAAAGAAAACUAGAAGAAAAGUUGUACAAAGUGUUGCUCAAACUGAAAUGGAUCAUACCUCAGAUAGAUAUAAUGCUCAAGUUGUGCGUCUCAAAAGAAGGAAAGUCCACCAGUACGAAGAUGUGGAAAACCCACGACCCACUGAAGAGCCAGCCAGUGAUCGUAAAAGAGCACUUACAGACUGUGAUAAAAUGGUAGAGCAUGAGUACAAUGAGCUGGAGCAUCAAGCAGAAACCAAUGUCCUCCAAACAACUGACCUAGAAGAAGAUCAGGGUGAACCACACACGUAUGAAAUUAUUUUGGCUGUGGGUCAAGACAAAGACAAAACUGCUGUCAAUACGAAACAGCAACUGCAAAUUGAAAGCUCACAAUAUUAUGAAGAUGUUUGUGAUAAUAAACUGUCAAAACAACCACAAUGUUCUUUCGAUAGCUUUUCCACUAGCCGUUUAUCUCAGAAUCAAUACAAUGUUCUUGAUCAUUCCCUUGUUAGUAAUCCAGGCCAAAAGGCCACCAUUAAAGCUGAGGACUCCAUGGAAGAUCAUCGCUACAGCAGAACACAUGCACACAAGUUGACAUUGAUGGGAAACUCAGUUGAAGAAACAUCUCAAGACAACCAAUAUGAAAAUCUUGGCAGCGUAGUGAAGACAUCUCAGCAACAGAAUACACUUGCAAAUGAAUCAUCUGGUAGCUGUGAGUAUCAUAUUCUUGAGGAAGCUGUUUCAAACGGUACCACCAUCGCCAUCACUUCAAACGAGCCGAAACAGACUCCACCUAUCCCUAAACGCAAAUCAAGCACAACUGUUCCGGCUUAUGGUAUACUCAAUUAUAAUGAUCCCAGUCAGCAAAACAUCAAAAUCCAAGAACAGCUCUUAGAUCAAUCGAGAAGUGAGGAAGGGAAAGAGAGAGUAUUCGAUGACCCACAAUACGAUAUCUUCCCUACUGCACCGAAAGUGUUAGAGGAUAAACUGGAGCACAGAAAAGAAGCUGCUCGUACAUGAAGUGUGGAUAUACACUGACUAAUUGAUCAACCUUGUAGAGGGCAAAUUAUAGAGACUUGAAUUCAUCAUUAAUUUGGGUACAUGCAUGCAAUGUUAAUUUUGAACUGCAUAUAAUUAUUGUGUAUGUGCUCCAAAAUUCACUGCAUGUGAUAUAUUGUAACUUUCAAGUACAAAAAAGAUCCCACUGGUAAUUAGAGUUUUG
This is a messenger RNA of Halichondria panicea, 2109 nucleotides long. RefSeq lists its product as uncharacterized. Bases 186 to 1907 code for a protein of 573 amino acids. The record is from RefSeq and is a predicted model, not a curated record. NCBI's taxonomy places the organism in Eukaryota, Metazoa, Porifera, Demospongiae, Suberitida, Halichondriidae. The transcript is spliced from 3 exons.